CCGAUUGCUUGUCGACCGAUAGUAACGCGUUGUAGCCUGCGUAACGUUCUCUUGUCAGCGCUGGUCAAACAACAACAGCCGGUUUUUGACGGCGGGUUUGUUUACAGCCUGUUUUUUCGUCCCAAAACUAUCCCAACCGGAACAUUUCCCCAUCUCACUGCAAAAUCCCUUCUAAUUAGGUUUUAAAUACCACCUACAACGUACUUUGGGUGCAAUUACUCGUACAUUUAGUGUCACUCGAAAUAAUAGACUAUCGUUCAUGAUCAGUGAGCUGAUAGCAACCGAACAGAAAUUGUAAAUCAGACACAAUCAAAACAAACAUUAGCUCAAUACGUAAAAUGUUCUGCGUGAUUCGACGGCGAUUUCUUCUCCAGCUUCCAGUUAACCAAAUAUGCCUGUGACAUUCAGGCAAUCGUACACAGAAACAUCACGUCACAGCUGCUGCAAGUUCAAUUAAUCUGCGAUUGCAACGAACCAAACAUCCGUCCACUUUACCUUGGCAUCGCGUACAACCGGUUUUGUAACACCAGUUCACCAUACACAUCCAUUGCCGGCCCUGUUUUGCGAUGAAUUACUACUACGAUGAUUAUUAUGAUGAGUAUUACGACCAUCCGGAUCAGGCUGCGGCACGAUUAUUCCAUCGCGACCUGAGUAUCGAAGAAACGAUCAAGAAUUGCGUGCAUCCAUCGCUUAGAUUUGCCACACAGUACAUCACCAAUUUCAUCGCCAUUAACUUGCUGUUCAGCGUGCUAGUCCUGAUCGUGCGGAAAGUAUUUCCAACCGCCCAACGUUCGCUGCACUUACUAAGCUGUGUCUGCGGUGCCGCUCUGGUGUACCGUGUGAUUGACCAUGGUUUCUACCACUUCCUACAGCUGGCUGUCUCGCUGUACGCGGUGCAAUGGACGCUUCAUCGAUGGUUAACCGGCACGGGUCGCUAUAUCAAAACACCAUUCAUCGUUAUAGCAUACGGCAUCGGUAAUCUGCUCGUCAGUGAACUGCUGGAACCAUCGCCAGAAACGUGGAACCGCAUUCGCGGAACACAGAUGAUCCUACUGAUGAAGGCACUGUCCUUAGCCUUCGAUACGGACGACAACCAUUCUCUGCGCAGUCAGCUGACCGUGCUGUCUUACUCCGGCUACAUACUGUGCCCAGCUAACAUCGUCCUUGGACCGUGGAUCUCGUUUAACGAUUACUUAAACAUCUGGAAGCCACCGGCUGGAAUCGAGCCGAAGCAGUGCCGAUCAUCAUCCGGUCGCCGAAUGUUAAUACACGUGUUCCGGAUCGUAACCAGCGCACUGAUGGCAGUCGGGUUUUUGCUUACCUCCAACUGCAUGAUCGAUUACCUGCUCACUCCAAUCAACAGCUGGAAGUGGGUCCGAGCGUAUGGCCGGGCCCUUUCCUUCCGUACCAGUCACUACUUCAUCGGUUACCUCUCGCAGUGCUCCAUGAUGGCUGCUGCCGCCGAUUGGCACAGAGCAGAAGACGAAAGAUCGAUAAUGCUUCCAGUGAGCUCGCUGUACCGCAUAACAUCCCCCAUGGCGGUUGAGUUUCCCCGUUCGCUGGUGCAGGUGGUAACGGCAUGGAACAUUCCGAUGCACCUUUGGUUGAAGCGCUACAUCUUCCGCACGACAAAGCGUCCUUUUGGUACCGGUACUGCGAUAGCGCUCACGUACAUCAUAUCUUCGCUGCUGCACGGUUUGCAUUACCGGCUCUGGAUAACGCUGCUAACCAUCGGCUCGUGGACGUUUGUGGAACACGAGGUACGGAAAAAGCUCGCCACCAUCUAUUCGGCGUGUGUUCUCGUUGGCAAGUGCCCCAGUUCGUGCACGGUGCACCAGCACAAAAGCAACAGCGUGUUCUGCAUCGUGAUUAACAUGCUCUUUUUCGCGCUAAACAUCUUCAAUCUCAUUUAUCUGGGAUGUAUUUUCGAAUCCAGCGAAGGACCACCGGAUGAAGUGCAGCAGGAUAAAUCGAUGUUUGGCCCUUGGACGGAGCUCAACUAUGCUUCCCAUUGGUUAUUAGUCUUCGCUUACCUGUUCUAUUUCGUUAUCUGAUAAAGCGUCAUACGUGUUGUUGUAGGGUUUGAAGUGGUCUAAUUAGCUUAUCAUAUUUCUUCCUCCUUAAUGAACAUCAAAACAGUAUUCCGCGAUCAAUUACUAAUAUGCAAACGAUUCCAUCUACUAAAUCAGUCAAUUUAGAGCAUUCUAGAGAAGCACAAACUACUAAUAUUGUGAUAUGUUUUGAAAGUCAUUUUGAAUUGUCAUUUUGAAAUGGUUGUCAAAAAUCAAUUACUCUGCUAGCUACUAACAAAUUUACCGUUAAGUAUUUGCAAACGCUCUCUUAAACAAAUAAAUUACAAUAUU
Messenger RNA from Anopheles merus, 2363 nucleotides. It is a transcript of the gene por, whose product is annotated as protein-serine O-palmitoleoyltransferase porcupine. The record is from RefSeq and is a predicted model, not a curated record. Gene Ontology annotation, cellular component: endoplasmic reticulum; membrane. The coding region runs from base 567 to 2054 and encodes 495 amino acids. Lineage: Eukaryota; Metazoa; Arthropoda; Insecta; Diptera; Culicidae. Gene Ontology annotation, biological process: lipid modification; canonical Wnt signaling pathway; protein palmitoylation. Gene Ontology annotation, molecular function: palmitoleoyltransferase activity; Wnt-protein binding. The transcript has a single exon.